Messenger RNA from Drosophila guanche, 11662 nucleotides. RefSeq lists its product as uncharacterized. The record is from RefSeq and is a predicted model, not a curated record. The transcript has 7 exons. NCBI's taxonomy places the organism in Eukaryota, Metazoa, Arthropoda, Insecta, Diptera, Drosophilidae. Gene Ontology annotation, molecular function: protein binding. The coding region runs from base 957 to 10808 and encodes 3283 amino acids.
AAAUCCGCGGUCACACUCGUGCAUUAAUUAAACGCGUGGAAAUUGUGCUUAAAACAACAAAAUAAAUUGAGGAAAAUAGUUAAAAACAUAGUAUGCGAUGGCGGCAAUCGCAUCACUAUGAAAUUUAACUGUGAAACGUUAGAAACAUUUUGUUUUGUGCAGGUACUAAACGUUCCAAACAGCGCCGCGAAAUCUUUUGAGUGGUACGCAUCGAAAAUGUUCAAAAGAACUACAAACAAGUGCCCAAGUGUAUGCAAAUUGUAUUUGUUUUGUAAAAAGCAAACGUGAAAAGAGUUUUGUGCGCCAAAUACGCAAAAGUUUGAAAUCAAAGCUUGCCGUCGAAUUAAACAGAGUUGUGAAAAAUGAAGUGAGCCUCCAAUGAACAAAAUAAACGCAACAACGAAAGAACGUUUAUGUAAAAUACAUUAUACCAAACGGAUAAGAAGUCGAAACAUACAACGACGGAAAACGAGAUUAACUGGAGAUAAUAGUGGGGGCAAAGCAGCAACGGAAGAGGCAGAAACGACGACGCUGAAGAAUAUCAAAUCGCGCACAGUUAUGGUUGUAAUGGCUGACAAUGUAAUGUGGCACAGUGUUGGACACCGUCUAUGCAAUUCGAACGCGCACCACCAACCAUUACCGUUAGGAGCCAGUCAGCAGCAGGCCAGCAGUGCCAUUGCCAGUACCAGUAGCAGAGCCGGGGACGAAGAAAGCAUUUCUGGUUAUGCAUUAAGCCCCCAAUACUUUGGGGGCACACCGAACCAGCUACAGCUACAGCUCCAGCACCAGCAGCAGCAUGACUGCCUUGUCAGUGAAGUAGUGUUGUGAAACGACAAAACGCGAAUCGAACUCCACUAAGCGAGUAAUCUGAACUUAAAGAAGUCCCUCUCUACACAAAAAUAAAUAUAAUUUUAGCUAAAAAGCGAUCUAAACGCAACCCAGAACCCAAAAGAAUCAUGCCCACGCACGACACAGUAUUCGUGGAGCCAGCCGUUAGCAGCAGCAGCGGCGGCAGUGGAAGUGUCAGCAGCACGAGCAGUAGCAGCAGUAGCAUCAGCCGGGUCGGGGGUGGGCCUCCGCACAUUGUCAUCGAUGGCAGUAGCCUGUCUACGCAGGCGCAGCUGCAGCGCAUCAUGCACCGUCGAAUGUCGAUUAGCACACGCCAGAUACUCAGUGCCAGCCAAAGUCUGCCCCAGCCUCCACCCUCCUCUCAGAAAUACGCCGUGCGUACCACAGCCGCGGGGGCCGCAACGGGAGCAGGCGGUUCUACGCAGGAGCUGAUCAAUCCCCAGAUCUAUAAGAUUGUGACCACUGACGGUAGCACCAGCAACGUCAUUAUCGAUGCCGGAGCUGCUGCCCCGCCACACAAUUCUAAGCUGCUUCUCAGCAAUCUCACGGUCCUGUCCAAGCAGGCGCCUGGGACGCCUGGCACCCAGCAGCAGCACCAGCUCAAUUAUAUGGGCGCCAAGAAUUUGCCGUAUGUCACGGCCUCGCCCGCAAAGGGACUGCAACAGCAGCAACAGCAGCCCCAGAAAUUCGGGAGCAUCAGUGCGUUCAAGGCGCAACAGCAGCAGCAGCAGAACCAGCAGCAGGCCACCUUGCAGAAGGUAACGCUGGGAUCCCGGGUGGCCACCCGCCUGCAGUCGUAUGUCCCAGUUAGCCAGCACUCGGCGAAUCCGCCUCAGAUAAUUGUUCAGCCGGCGCAGCCCAAGUAUGUGAGUGCCACGGCGACGACUGUGGCGAAUGCAGCGCUCCUGAAAAAGGCCAAUCAGAAGAUCACGGUCAAGAGCAUGGGCAACAUGCUGCAGCAACAGCAACAACAGCAGCAGCAACAGCAACAACAAAUGCAGGCACAACAGCUGAAGAACUUCAUUUCUCUCCACCAGCAGCAGCAGCAACAACAGCAGCAGCAGCAGUCCUACAAGGCAGGAACCAAGACAAAGUUUGUGAAACAGUCAACGUCCCUGUCUAUAGCUGCCCUACCGCAGCAGCAGCCGCAGCACCAAACGAGCUAUGCCAAACAGGGAAUGUCACUGUCGACGCCAACGAAGGUUACCAAACUGAACAGCAAGUAUGUGCAGCAACAGAUAAGUUUGCCGCAGGGUACGCAGCUUCAGCAAAAAACAUCAGCGACGAAUACCACGGCCGCCGGAUAUCUGUUGCAGCAGCAACAGCAGGGGCAGGGCCUGGGUACGGGACUAACGACCACUGCUGGCACCAUAAAGUUUGUCAACUCCCAUGGGACCGUCAUCCAGCAGCAUCCCCAGCAGCAUCAAUUGCAGGCGUUGCAGAAGCGAACCCACUACAACAGCAGUGGCAGCAGCGACAACGAGCAACACUUGGACAGGACUUCGUCCUCGCUGGUCACCGACGACGUGGUGAUUGUCAAUGGCACCCAGAUGACCGACGAGCUCUCGGCUCGCAUUCUACAGAGCAUGGCCCAGAAGUCCUACAGCCAGCAGCAGCAGCGCUUUCAUCAGACGCCUGGUAGUGGCAGUGGCAGCACCCAAAUGCCGCCACCCACCCAAAUAUUAUAUAGCAGUAGCAGCAGCAACAACAGCAGUAGCAAUGGAGGUGGGGUGACAGUGGCGAACAGUGCAGCAUCCCCGUCGGGUGGAGCCAAUCCUGCUGGAAAUCUACUGCUGACGCACUUCCAGACAUCUGCGAAGGUUACGUCUCCCUCGUUUCUAACUGUGGGGGCGAAUCCUCCCGUCAGUCUAGCUAGCACACCUUCUGUUAGCAUAUCGUCGCAUGGAUUUGCAAGCGGCAGUGCUGCCAUAUCCUCGUACAUGUCAUCUGCAACGGCGGCGAGACGUCAGUCCGUGAGUGCGCCCAGCAGUCGGGCAGCUUCCCUGGAGCGAAAGCAGCAGCAGCACCACCAACAACAACAACACGAUGCAGCGAUAGGCAGUGCACGCAAAGCACCCACUGUAAUCGAGUAUUACAACAAGCAUGGCACCGGCAACAGCAGCAUAAUCACUAGCAGCAGUAGCAGCAAUAACCAAUUGGGAAGCAGUCAAAUGGGAAGUACAAUGGGCAAAGCUGGAAGCACAAUAGGAAUCUUUAAUGGCAGCAAUCGCACCAGCAAUGGACCAUCGACCAUCACAGCACUGAAUAUUCCAGCGUCGCCUGUUCAUGUACAGCCCGUUAGUGCCACAAGUGUCUCUGAAGAGGGGGCAUCGUCCUCGCCUGCGGCAGCAAUGAAGGCCACUCCUCCAAACAUGCAACAGCCGCAGCAUCAGCAACCGCAAUUGGGUCCGAACCAGGAUGAGGAUCUGUUCAUUGAGGAGGUGCGUCCAGUGCCCGUGCAGACCCAGGAUCUGCGUUUGCAGCAGGUGCAUGCCAUCACUCAGGAUCAUACCUACGCCUCGCAACAGCAGCUGCCACAGCCACAGCAACAAACACAGGCGGCGGCAAAUACAGUGGCAGCUUCAACUGGUUCGGGAUCGGCACAACCGCAGCAAUGGUCGCUGGGCGGCAUUGGAGCUACAGUGGCCGGCGGGGCAGCCGCACCUACACCCACAGCCGGCGGUUAUGGCACUUAUGGCGCCUAUGGUCAGCAGAUUGCUCGCCAUGUUCACGCCACGGACGAUGAUGCACACUCGGGUAUCAGCAGCAGUUCUCGCUUGGGAUUGGGAUUGGCCGGCAUCGAUAUGGAUCCGGGCGAAGAGACGGAGACAGCGCCCGAGGCUGAGGCUGAGGAUGAUUCCGUCACGCGCUGCAUUUGUGAUUUGACCCUCGAUGAUGGCUACAUGAUCUGCUGCGACAAGUGCUCGGUAUGGCAACAUGUGGACUGCAUGGGCAUCGACCGCUCGAACAUUCCCGAGUUCUACAAGUGCGAGUUGUGUGAGCCACGUGCUGUGGAUAAGGCCAGGGCCAGGGCAUUGCAACGACAGAAGCGCCGAGAGCAGAUGCUGUUGGUGGCAACGCAGGCGGCAAAUGGAGCUGCCGCUAUUGCAGCGGGUACUGCAGUGGCUGGGGGCAUGACUGGAGGAGGAGGAUUACUUUCCUCUGGAGCUGGAGCUGGUCUUGCCAUUUCGGAGGACAACCAGCAGCAACAUCGUCUGACAUCGGGUCUGAAUGGAGGAUAUGCCGCGGCCACUGGCAUGUCGAAAAAGUCCAAAAAAACAAAAGAUGUCACCACGGGAUCAGCUUCGCUCAAGAAAAACAAAAAGAGUGGUGGAGGAGGCGCUGGGGGUGACAAAAACAGUAGCCUCAAUCCCAGUGGCGGCGGCGGAAAGACCAGCAAGAAGAGCAGCAAACGCAAGUGCAAGUCAGGCGGCGAUGGAGCUGGAGGAAGCGGCAGCAGUCCCGCUCUGACAGCGGCCGAGAAGCAUGCCGCCAAUCUGCGGUUGUGGAUCGAGAACUACGAGUACGCGGUGACCAAUCAUUACUCUCCCGAGCUGCGGGCUCGCCUGCAUGCCAUACAGAAGCAGCCGAGCCUGCUGCAGAGCAUCCAGAACACGGAGAACAAGGCCCUGCGACAAAUCCAGAUCUCGAGUGCCGCCAGCGAGCUGGAGCAGCGGGCCCAGCUCAUACCCUAUGCGGGGGCCAAGGUGCUUAUCAGCAGCGUCGACAUCUUCCCGCACGCGCCCAUCCACGAGCUGCGCGGCAAGUACAUGCUCACCACCCAGUUCCGAACCCAGAAUCCCACCGUCAACAUGAACACACCACCGCCCAGUAACUAUCUGAACAGCUUCAAGGCCCACAAGACGCCUGGACAAUUUGUGUUCUUCUAUCAGCUACCCGGCGUGGAGGCUCCCAUGCAGACGCUGCGCCCGGACGGAAGCUCACCGCAUGAGCAGCAGCAACCGCCCGCCUAUCUCAAGGGCCCGGAGGUGUGCGUGGAUACGCGCACAUACGGCAACGAUGCUCGCUUCGUUCGAAGAUCGUGCCGACCCAAUGCGGAAUUGCAGCACUAUUUCGAAAAGGGAACGCUCCACCUGUACAUUGUGGCACUGACGCACAUCCGAGCUCAGACGGAGAUCACGGUGCGUCACGAGCCGCACGAUUUGGCUGCCGUGGAGCACAAGAAGUCCCAUGCUGCUGUCAUACAACCGACGAGCACGCGAUGCGCCUGUGACUUGGGAACCGAUUGCCUUUUUGCACUGCCACUGGCCGUGCAGCAGCAACUGCAAGCGCCGCCCACUCAGCCACGGAGCAGUCAUCGCAACAAGGCCUCAGCUGCAGUGGCGGCCAACAGUGCAGCAGCCAUUCAACUGAUGAUGGGCCUGGGAGUGAGCACUGGUGCAGGAGUUACAGGAGUUGCAGGGCCCAGUGCCAGAAACCGUUCCACCUCGUCCAGUGGGGAGAGUAGCCACAUGGGGCUCAACAGUCCGCAGUUGAGCCAACUGAAUAUUGGCUUUAAGCCAUCUCCUGCUUCCGGCUGCACCCAGAACACGCCGCCUGUUGCUGCCGUCCUGUGCAGCAACAGCGGAGGCAGCAACAGCAGCAACAACUCCUGCUCGGUGUCCAUGUCCAGUGUGCUGCACGACUCGGGCAUCUGCACCUCGUCUUCAUCGCCAUCGGUCUCCAUUCCAUCUCCGACGCCCAUCCAGCUCCAGUCACCAACACUGCAGUCGCAGCAUCAACAGUCACAGAUACAGAUUGGAGCACCGCCUGCACAACUGUCCCUGUUGCAACGAAGUCCAACACAGCAGCAGCAACAGAUUCUUGCUUCGCUGCCCACACCUAUGUUACUGUCGCCUCAGUUGCAGGUGGUUGCAUCGCCCCAGCAGCAGCAGCAGCAGCAACUGCAGCAGGUUGUCCUACCACCAACACCACAGAAGUCAUCGCUGUUGCAGCAGCCACAGCAGCAUCUGCCACAGGAGCCUCUGGCUGUUAUAGCAGCAGCUGCGGCUGCCCAGCGACCCAUGGCCACCUAUUUUGUUCAGCAGCAGCAAGAACAAUCGCCGCAACGCCAUGUAGUACAGAAACUUGUGUCACCGCAACAUCAAAUGCCGCAGCAGCAGCAACAGCAGCAAGUGCAACAAACGUUUCUUAAACAGCAACAGAGACAGCAGCAGCAACAACAGCAAAUGGCUGAUGAAGCUCGAAUGGCAGUUAGUGCACUGCAAACAUUGCAUGCAGCACCCACUUCACAUAUUGUGACGCCAAUUAAAGUGAUAGCACCACAGCAGCAGCAGCAGCAACAACAUCAUCAAAUGCAGCCACAGACUCUGUUACAACAGCAGCAGCUGAAUCAGCAUCAACAACAAUUGCAACAGCAGCACCAACAACAGUCACAGCAGCAGCAGCAGCAGCAGCAGUCACCACAACAGCCACAACAACAGGUCAUCUAUUCGACUAUUCAGGUGACUCCACCAACCAAAGUACUCACUGUAAAGAGCGUUCCGACGGCUGCCAACAACAUAAGUAUUUCAAAUUCUUCGCCUGCUCCAGUAACUGGCACAAGGAAAACUCCCAUAAGGCAGCAACAACAGCAAGUAGCAGCACCAGCUGCAGUCGCAGAAACAUCGCCGAAAGUUGAAUCGAAAGAAGACGACGGACCCAGUGACUCGCCGCCUCCACGCACUGCGGCCAAGGAUGGCAAGAAGCCAUCGCGUGAGGACCGAAAGCUGGCGGCCAUCAUACGAGCUAUUGAUAACAUGGAAAAGCGGGAGGCACGGGGUAAAAAGGAGACUCGCCAAAGCGGUGGCAAGCGGCAGGCGAGCAACUCACCUGCCUCGCCAUGUGGCAAGCGACGUAGGUCCAUCUCCAUCAGCGAAGAUGCCGAGACUCCAACGGGCAUCAAUUUGGGUGUAACGCCGCAGCGCAGAAACCGACGGAAGCGUAAUGUCAGUCGCAGCUACAACAACAACAACGGAGGACUGAACAACAAGCGCAGAAAGAGUGUCCUCUUGGAGUCCGAUUGCGACUCGCAUGCGCUGACCAACUCAGAGUCCGAGGAUCACGUGCAGCAGCAUCCACACCAUCAGACAGUGGAUCAGGCGGCUGGCCUACUUUUGUCUUUGGCACACAAUACAUCCGCGGCCAGCGAUUCUUUCAAGUCGCCUACUUCACAGUCGCAGUCGCAAGCUCAGCAGGGCACUCCGGCAUCCGUGAGCAGUGCUUGCCUGCUGAUUGAGGCUGCCAUGGGACCGUUGGAGCAGCCGCUGCAGUCGCCGGCAGCCAUGUCGUCGCCCGCCUCCAUGGGGGAGUUCAAGUACCCGCCAGGCGGUGCUAAAACCAAGAAGACACUUAUGUCCAGCUGGUUCCAGCAGGCGGAACAGUGUGAAUCGCAGCAGUCCGGGUUGGACAGCCUUGUCCAGGCGGCCAUGUGUGAAAUCAAUGGCGAGAGAGAACAACUGCAGCAGCAGGUUCAAUCUUCACCAGCGCCAGCUCUCCAAAAGGUGGAGCAGUUCAUCCACCAGGCGGAAUCGACUACGUCCGCAGCCAUACAGGCGACACCUAGGGAGCACCUUCACCUCCCCCUGCAGAAUAAUUCAUCGGUGAAGAAGCGCUGGCUGCGUCAGGCCAUUAGCGAGGAGACAACCCCAGAUCCAGAGGAGGGACUCCAGCAACAGCAAUCGCCUGCUGCCGCCACGUCCGCACCCCAAAUGCACGUGAUCUCGCCGCUGUCUAAUGGAUUCAGUACGCCGCUUAAGAAGCGUCGUCUGGUGAUCAGCAACGGAGCCACAGUCGCAGGCAAUGUAGAGACAGAUGAGCCGCAUAUCGAUGUGAUUGGUGAUGCCAAGGAUGUCGAUGCAAUGGAAGAGGUGGAUGUUAUUGUGCCGCUAAAAGUUGAGACGGAAACAGAGCUGCUGGAUGUGCACAACCAUAAUCACAGACACAACCAUCACCUGCAUCACCAGGAGCAAGACGAUGAUGUGGACAUAUUGCGUUCGCCCAGUCCUGGUGCACAGCAAAUCGUAGCCGAAGACAAUCUGGUCAAGAUCGAGCCUGAGGACACCAGUGCAGCGGCAGAUGAUGUUAAGAUCGAUGUGGAGCGUGAGGAGAGUCAGGCCUGUGACAAGUUCGAGGAGAUGGUGAAGGUGAAGCGCGAGGAGGAGGAACGUGAGGAAAGGGAACUUCGCGAGACGCAGCUGCAUCUGCAGGAACAGUCACAGCCACAGCUCCAGCAACAAGAAGAGCCAAAACUCGAGACUAAGGUUGAGGCUCCGAAAGUUGAGGCUCCGAAAGUUGAGGCACCACCAAAGGUGGUUAAGCCAGAGACGGAGGCACCCAAGUUGGAGCAACUAAAAGCUGAGCCCAAGCCGGGAGAGUCUCUACUGCGGAGUACAGCCAUAACCACAGCAGUAGCACAAGCACCAGCUUCAGGAGGAUCCAUCAAUUCCCGUCCGCUAACCCUUAAGGUGAAGGAGGAUCAGCCAAAGAAACCAAAACAGGAGCCGCCUACACCACCUUCAACGUUACAGCCUCAGCAGCCCUCCUCAAAGCAAGCAGAAGUGGCCGUGACCACAUUGCCUACCGUUGCAUCAGCAGCAGCAUCAGCGGUAGCAAUUCCAACACCAAUAGCUGCACCGGCAGUGCCAGCUGCAACUGCAUCGAACAGCAGCACAAAAAGUCUCACCGAAAUCGAUAUCCAGGAACGUUUGCUGUCCUUCCAUGAGCAGAACAUUUCCUAUUUGCAGUCAAGGAAUAAGAAGGCGGCAGCAGCUGCUGCAGCAGCGGCGGUGGCGGUGGCAUCAUCAUCAUCGACAACGUCCAGCAACAAGAGCAGCAGCGGCAGCGGGUCAGAGACCAAGAAGUCAUCAUCCAAGGAAAAGGAUGAGAAGCGCGAGAAGGACAAACAGCCGAAGAAGUCCAAAAAGGAGAAGAAAAAGUCUAAGGAUAAGGAUAAGCAGAAGGCUGCAGCCACUCACCCGGGAGCGAAUGUAGUUGUUGAACAAAAGAAGAAACAGCAGCCACAGGCAUCCCCACGUCCGGAUUCCAAAGCCUCCCCAGCUAUUGCUCCAGUUUUUGCCCCAGUUACAGCAGCAGCAGCAGCUCCCAAUCUUCCGGUGGCCACAGCCAAUGGAAAGACAAAGCACAUCCCACACACACCCAACAACAGUGUGGAGCAGCAGCAGCAGCAACAGCAACAGAUGCGUCGUCGCACCAUGUCCAUGUGCGUGACACCAGUCACCCCGGCUCUGGCAGCGCUUCCCCCCUCAUUGCUGACUCCGGCUCCGACCAAGAAACGCCAGACUAACUUUGAGCAGGAGCUGACCAAACCGAACAGCCAGAUCCUGAGCAGCAGCAUUCUGCUGAACAGCAGCAAGGCCCAGGGCACUCCCACGGCUACGGCCAUAGCCACAGCCGCUCCGAUGGUCGUGCAACAGCAGCAACACCGGAAGGAGAACAAUCAUCAUGAGGCGAAUCCCGGUGGUGGUCCAAUGAGCCGGCCUGCGGCCGUCGCCAGUGGAAAGCUGCCCAAUAUCAGCCGCAGGCGGGAGUCCAUGUGCGGGAGUCGUCAGCAGCAGGUGCUCUUCCAGGCAGCACUUUUGAGCAAGAAGGAAAAGAAGGAAAAGAAGUCGAAGAAGAAGGAUCGAGAGAAGCGAAAGGCGGAGAAGCAAAAGAGCAAGGAUAAGGAGCGCGAAAAGGAAAAGGAAGGCAAGCUAAAGGUCAACAAUAACAUUCAACAGAAGCCAGCCACUCCAACUGCAACUGCAACUCCAAUUCCCAUUCCCACUGUGGACUCACACGUUGCUCCAACUCCAACGCCAACGCCGACGCCAAAGGCUGCCCCCAUUCCAGUAUUGAUUACGCAGCCCAAUCCAGCGCCCAAAUCACCACAGGGAUUGGCUUCCAAAAUGCAGCUGACCUAUUACACCUCCAUCUACGGCAAGGCCCAUGAGCCGCCACCAGCCUGCAGUAACAGCAGUAGCAUCAUGCCCAGCCUGGCCGAGUACCUGGCCUCCACAAAAUCAAAGUCGGCAACCACACCUACGGCCACGCCCUUGCCCAUGCCUGCGCCAGGGUUUCCCAGUCUGGCUGUGGUGAAGCCUAGUCCAGGAGCAGCAGUCACGCCUGUCUUGUGCGCGAGUCCCGUCGUUACUUCGCUGGACAUGCCGCCGCCAGCCACUUCUCACCUGAAGAUAUACACGCGCACCGCCAAUUGUGAUCCUCGCCUGAACCCCAUGCUUACGCAGCCGGAGCCCGCUCCCAUGCCCAAGCGUAAGCUCUCAAUCAGCGAGUAUCGCAUGCGGCAUCGUCCGUCGGUGGAUACGCCCAGUCCCACCACUCCAACAACGCCCAGCUCCAUUAAUAUUGGGUUUGCACAGCCGCAGACAAUCAAUAAGGGUGCGCUGCAGUCGCCGGAUCGUUUCCAGGCAGCAAUGCGCGAGCGCCGCAACUCGAUUAGUGUACAGCAGCAUCACCAAAACAACAUCAGCAGCAGCCUUAACACUAACAACACCCCCAGCAAGGGAAGUUCCAGUGUGACUGGAACUGCGAUUAAUACUGGCAGCAGCAGCAGCAGCCUCAAGAAUCUACAGCAAGUGCAAGGUGUUGGCAUCUCUGGUGGAGGACCGAUUAAGAAGCUACCGUCCGCUGACACUACUUUGAGCAAUGUAAACAUAAUGCUGAGCACGGCUCAGAAGCUAAACCUGUUCGAUGGCAAGCUCAAGAUGGAACCGAGGGCGAAUCCUGGCACUUCUACCAAAUAUCAGCUUAUCCCUGGCGCAGGAGGACACUUCAAUGCGGCACCCACGCUGCUCGAGCAGCAGCAGGAGAAGAUUAGCGAACGCUCACGCUUCAUGCAGCGAACCAUUUCCUGCGACUCGCGGGUGACUGAGCGGAGGGGCGCCUCUGGUGGCCCGAUUUCUGCGAAGGUCAAUGAGAAGGUGACUGGCAGCGGGAGGUAGGCUGGAUGGCAUCUGAAACGACGGAAAAUCGUAAGAAACAAUCGACCUAAAACGGAAAUCAAGAAACUCCAACAAGAACAACGAUCAUGAGAAAUUGCUGACGAAAUCAAAUAAUUGUCCACGUUACAGACUCGCUUUUCUUACACAAAACCAACAAUAAACAAAACUCACUUUUUUCAAUUCAGAAAAUCAAAGAACAAGAUCCAAUACAAUCCAAACUCAAUGUAAAUAAUGAAUCGGAAUAGCUUGCAAAGCAAACAAAAACAAAACAAGAAAUGAAAAGAAACGUAACUAGAAGAAACACUUUUUGAUACACUAAUUAGUUAAUUAAUAGUCUCGUUUUUUGUCACAGCAAAGAAGCCAAUUCUAUUACUUAUCGAGAAAGAAACCAACAACCUACUAUAUACGAUAUAUAUAUAGCCCUAUAUAAUGAUACUGUAUAAGAAUUAACUUACUUAGAAUAUAGUGUAGAUUAGGCGGCGAAAACUGAAGUUAUUUGAGACGUUAGGGAUACCCUUCUGGCAUCGUUUCGUUAUUAAAUAUGUAUUUAAGGCCCUAAGUUGACUCAAGCCAAGAGACGAGUUUCAAUAAACCCAUAGAGGAAGCAGGAGAGCCUAAAGCUGUGAGCGAGCAAGUGGGGGGGAGAUUCUCCCAUUCUGUUUGAUUUACUUUCAUUUUACCCAUGGAAUUACGUUUAAUUUUAAUAAUAAACAAAAACGAAAUAUCAGCUAUUAAAAUAGUUUAACAUCAUAUUUACCCGAUACCGAUACCCGAACACACACUGAACAGAACAUAACAAAGAAACACCCAGAAAAAGCCAAUGUAAAUAAUACUUUUAAACAAACACUCAAACA